Molecule: messenger RNA, 333 nt
Organism: Miscanthus lutarioriparius
Lineage: Eukaryota; Viridiplantae; Streptophyta; Magnoliopsida; Poales; Poaceae
Source: the annotation of a GenBank genome assembly
AUGGCGGCGGCUUUUAUGGAGCUAGCACUCGAGCAGGCAAAGUUUGCGCUGGAUAACCUCGAGGUCCCUGUUGGGUGUGUGAUUGUGGAGGACGGGAAAGUGAUUUCCUCUGGUAGCAACAAGACGAAUGCCACCCGAAAUGCUACCAGACAUGCUGAGAUGGAAGCUAUCGAUGUCCUGCUUCGGGAGUGGCAAAGCAUGGGUCUUGAUCAGCCACAGCCCCAAGGCCUCACAGACCAGUACGAAUGCCUCAACAAUGAUUGGUUUGUUUACCUGGACUACAAUCAUAACGCAAAAACCUCAGGAGUCAGGAGUGCAGACAUACAAACUUGA